This is a messenger RNA of Apis dorsata (giant honeybee), 1854 nucleotides long. Its product is annotated as gamma-aminobutyric acid receptor alpha-like. The record is from RefSeq and is a predicted model, not a curated record. Gene Ontology annotation, biological process: regulation of membrane potential; monoatomic ion transmembrane transport; signal transduction. Gene Ontology annotation, cellular component: membrane; synapse; neuron projection. The transcript has 10 exons. Lineage: Eukaryota; Metazoa; Arthropoda; Insecta; Hymenoptera; Apidae. Gene Ontology annotation, molecular function: neurotransmitter receptor activity; GABA-A receptor activity; extracellular ligand-gated monoatomic ion channel activity.
AAAACAAAAGAAUAAAGAAAGCAACGAAUAAACGAUAACAUGCAAAGUUCGUUGAACGUUGUUGAAGGCAGGAUUGUUGGAGUUUGCGCGUCAGAAAGUUUCAUCUCUUCCAGGUGGGAGAUCCACGAGGAUCUGUCACAAGAAUCGCAUGUAGAUCUUCCCCGCGAGUGCCGGUAUUCGGUUCGAGCUUAUUUUAUUUUUUUUUUUUUCGAUCAAAAUUCUUUUUCGUGCGAAAAAGAAAAAAGGUGCAGCGAAAUGUUAGGAUUGAUAUUUUUCAUAUUGCUGUCAAUGUACAAAAAUCGGAAUUACGCUCUUGAUGUUUCUUCAGCAGCUUCAAAGACUUCUUCGAAAGUUACGUUAACCAGAGGAACCGUCAACGACAUUGUUUCUAGAAAUAUCACAAUGGUUCUCGAGAAUCUUCUAAUGAAUUACGAAAACAAUCAACUACCUACUCACGGAAAGGGAACACCAACUGUGGUAAAAACAAAUAUUUUAAUAAGGAGCAUGGGUCCUGUGUCAGAACUCGAUAUGGAUUAUUCAAUGGAUUGUUAUUUUCGACAAUCUUGGAGAGAUUCUCGUUUGAGCUUUUUAGGCCCAAUAAAAUCUCUCAGUUUAAGCAUCAAAAUGUUGGAAAGAAUUUGGAGGCCAGAUACGUAUUUUUAUAAUGGAAAACAUAGCUAUGUGCAUACCAUCACGGUGCCAAAUAAAUUAUUAAGAAUCUCGCAAGAUGGAGAUAUUCUGUAUUCUAUGAGGUUAUUAUAUAUCAAUUAAUAAAUAUUUCAUUUUUUAUAUGCAUAUACGUCCAGUCAAUUAAUUUAUGAAUGGCAGGAGGGCUCUUCGGUUAAUUUUGUUCCUGGAAUGGCUCUUUCACAAUUUGACUUGAUGGGUUCACCAUAUAGAAAUUUAACGUUCGUUCGUCGAGAGGGUGAAUUUUCGGUUCUUCAAGUAUCCUUCAACUUGCAACGACAUACCGGCUAUUUUCUCAUUCAAGUUUACGUACCUUGUGUUCUAAUAGUAGUUUUAAGUUGGGUAUCCUUUUGGAUUCAUCGCGAGGCUACCAGCGAUCGAGUUGGACUAGGUAUUACUACCGUUUUGACAUUGUCAACCAUUAGUCUGGAUUCUAGAACAGACUUACCAAAAGUUAGAUAUGCCACUGCUCUCGAUUGGUUUUUAUUAAUGAGUUUUGGAUAUUGUAUUGCUACGUUAUUAGAAUUUGCUGGUGUACAUUAUUUUACAAAGGUUGGUAGUGGAGAAAUUCCUUUGGAGGAAGAAGAAUGGGAAAACGAGAGUGAAACUGAUUAUCAAGAUGCGUUUUGUAGUAUUGUAUCGUGCAGUCCUCAAACGGUUCAUCCAGAAACGAUAAUAGAUGUAUCUCGAAGAAGAAGUUCUUUGAUAUGUGAUGUUUAUGGUGUUAAUGAAUCGAUUUCUUACGAAAGAGGAUCAAUGACUGUAUCUGUUGCAUCAAAGCCAUCAACAAUGGAAAGACAAACACAAACAGAAGUAUGGAUACCGAAAUGGCGACAAUUUCUUUAUUGUCUUGCUGGUGAUGAAUCAUUCAGGAAGCGCAGACAAAGAGAAGCAGCUGGAAACUGUAGGAAACGUGGCGAAAAAAUUGCAAGACAUAUAAACAGCGUGUCUUACAUCGAUAAAGUUGCACGAAUAGUAUUUCCUGCUUCUUUUGGACUACUCAACGUUUGUUAUUGGGUCAUUUACGUCACCUAUCAAGAAGAAUUUAAAUGGCAAGAUCCUCCGCUUGGAUCAAUUUCUCAAUGAUUUAAUUAAUUAAAAUAGCAAUGUCUAUGAUAUUUAUGCAUACAUAUUAUAAUAUAAAAAUUGAAAAAUAUAUUAUCAUUU